GAUGCGCCCCGCGCUGCGCCUGCCAACCAAGCCGGCCGACGCCACGCCCAACGUCCUCGCCCUGCGCGGCGGCGGCGUGGAUGCCGACCUGCUGUGCAAGGUCAUGGCGGCCGUGUACGGCGGGUUCGGAAUCUUCCUCGCCACCAUCCCCGACGUCGCCUUCGGCAAGAACUCGCCGGUGUCCUACUGGACCACGUUUGGCGAGGCGGGCGAGUGGUUCGCCCGCGGCUUCGGCAUCGUGGCGGUCUCCCUCUUCACGUCGCCCUUCUGGGCUGGCAUGCCAACGGACGUGCUGGCCAAGGUGGCGCUGCCCAUGAACAUCCUCUUCCUGCCCCUCUUCUUCCAGGCGGCGAUGGUGCUCCCCACCGCCAAGGACUCGACCAACGCCGUCCUGCCGUUCAACCUCUGGUUCACCCAGAUUCCUCUCGCGGCCAGCAUCCUCGCCCUCAACAUCAUGGCGCUGAUGUGAGUCGGUCGUUGCGUGGCCCGGGCUGGUGCCUUGGCGUCCCCGCUCCCCCACACCGCUCGACCACACCCCCAACGGGCGAGCAAACCUUCCAUGACGCGUCUAUGUCCGUGUCGAUGUCUAUCCGUGUCAAGGAAUUGGUGCUCUUCUAUC
Molecule: messenger RNA, 619 nt
Organism: Emiliania huxleyi CCMP1516
Lineage: Eukaryota; Haptophyta; Isochrysidales; Noelaerhabdaceae
Exons: 1
Source: RefSeq, a predicted model, not a curated record